UACUGCUAAAUGUGUAUUUUUAACGGCAAUUAGCAUUUCUUGAUGUUACAUUUUCAUGAAUGGUUAGCUACUUUCUAGAAAAGUUCAAGCGUAAAUCUCUUGAUGUUAUAUAUUCUCAUCAUUUGCGCAUUGAGAUUUGUUAUGUCUUUAUUAAUUUGCAUCUUCAAGAGCUUAAUAUGAAUGAGUUUGAUAGCAAUAAGCUUCGAGAUCUCAGUUAUCAGCUUGAUAAUUUUAUAGUUUAUGCUCGUAAUUCUGACUAGAGGUUCUUCAACUUGAAGGGAAUUACCGACUUUGCUACAGUAUUGGUGAAGUCAAAUUUGCAUCAAACUUGGCUACUUGUUUAUUUGCUUAUCAAGUUGACUCUCAUUCUUCGUGUUGCUACUGUUUCUGUGGAACGAGCUUUUUUGUUCAUGAAGUACAUCAAAAAUGAACUUCGUAAUAGUAUAGGUGAUGAAUUUUGUAAUGGUUGUGUAGUGCUCAUUUCUUUAACAUAAAAUAAAUGAGGGUGCUUGCAAGAGUGAAUUAUUAGUUGUAAUUGGUAAGAGAAGCUAGCAAAAUUUGGACUUCAUUUCUUAGUUUUUUAAGAAAUGAAGAGUUUUUAACUAUAACGUUUAAAUAGUUGUACGCUUAUAUGGUUAUACAAUGUUAUUUAUAGUAACUUUAUAAUAAGGGAAUUGAGCAUCCACGAGCCUAAGAUCCUGGAUCCGCCACUGUUUCAAAUGGCCCGUACUAAGCAAACAGCUCACCAAUCCACAGGUGGAAAGGCACCAAGGAAGCAGCUAGCUACCAAGGCUGCAAGAAAGUCAGCUCCAGCAACUGGAGGAGUGAAGAAGCCUCACCGUUUUCGUCCAGGAACUGUGGCUUUGAGGGAAAUCAGGAAGUAUCAGAAAUCUACGGAGUUGUUGAUUAGGAAGCUUCCAUUUCAAAGGCUCGUGAGGGAAAUUGCCCAGGAUUUCAAGACAGAUCUGAGGUUUCAGAGUAGUGUUGUUGCUGCUCUACAAGAGGCUGCUGAGGCUUACCUUGUUGUUGGCCUCUUCGAAGAUACUAAUCUCUGUGCAAUUCAUGCUAAGAGGGUCACGAUUAUGCAGCUUGCUAGGAGGAUUCGUGGAGAAAGGGCUUAAGAAUAAGCUUUUUAGGGUUUAAAGACAAUUUGUGUUCAAUGGUUUUGCUUUGAUCUGUUGUUGGAAUGCUAGGCUUUGUAGUGUACAUUUACUAGAUGUUUUCAGUUGUAGUAUGUGUAAACUGGUGGUUUACCAGAAUUCUGGAAUCUUAGUAAUGAAAUAUGUACUCUGAUUUGUUCAAUCAAAGAUAGUG
Solanum stenotomum is the source of this 1314-nucleotide messenger RNA. Its product is annotated as histone H3.2-like. Gene Ontology annotation, cellular component: nucleosome. Gene Ontology annotation, molecular function: structural constituent of chromatin; DNA binding; protein heterodimerization activity. Bases 720 to 1121 code for a protein of 133 amino acids. NCBI's taxonomy places the organism in Eukaryota, Viridiplantae, Streptophyta, Magnoliopsida, Solanales, Solanaceae. The record is from RefSeq and is a predicted model, not a curated record. The transcript has 2 exons.